Molecule: messenger RNA, 1770 nt
Organism: Closterium sp. NIES-65
Lineage: Eukaryota; Viridiplantae; Streptophyta; Zygnematophyceae; Desmidiales; Closteriaceae
Source: the annotation of a GenBank genome assembly
AUGUAUGCUGUGUCUAUUAGUGAUGAGGGUGACUGCUACCGGUGUUUCCCGCCCGACCCGGGCAUUGAGACUGCUGCUCUAGGUACUGGUGAGGCUGCCGCUCUAGGUGCUUGCGAGGCUGCUGCUCUAGGUGCUAGUGCGUCUGCUCCCUCAGGUGCUGGUGAGUCCGCGCUCUCAGGUACCGAGUCGGCUUCGGCCUUCCUCACCUUCACCCUCGACUCAGGGGCGUCACGCUCCUUCUUUCGAGACCGUACCACACUCACGCCGCUUGGUCGGCCUGUUGCGGUCUCUCUGGCAGAUCCCUCUGGGGGUCCUAUCCUUGCUCACUUUUCCACUGUCCUCCCGUGUCCGACGGCUCCCUCUGGCACCCUGUCUGGUCUUUACUUCCCCUCAUUCUCUACAAACUUUGUGAGUGGCGCUGACCUUCAGGAUGGGGGAGUUCACCAGUUCACUCCUGCGAGCCAGCGGGUAACCCACUGCACGGACGCUCGGACGGGCCGACACUUGGCCAGGUUUACUCGUCGGCCGGGGUCGAGCCUGUACACACUGACCACUGCGUCUCCUCCAAUCACUGCGUCUAGUCAGGUAGCUGCGUCGGGUCAGGUGUUAGCUGCAGCGUCCAGGUCUGGUCCUAAGUCUCCCCCCUGCUCGUGUCGCCGCCUGUCCCACGAGACUCUUCUCUGGCACCACCGCCUUUGUCACCCCUCCCUGCUUCGUCUCCGAGGCAUGGCCUCUCGUGUCCUUCGGGCUGCCCCUCACUCCUCCCAGUUUCCUCUGACAGAGGCCCCGCUGCAGACGCUUCACAUGGACCUGUGGGGCCCGGCCCGCGUCCGUGGUCAGGGUCACGAGCGCUACUUCCUGCUGGUGGUUGACGACUACUCGCGUUACACCACAGUCUUCCCCUUGAGCAGCAAGGGUGAUGUCACUGAGACCUUCACGCUUCCGGACUCUCCACAGCAAAAUGGGAUUGCUGAGCGCCGCAUUGGCAUGGUCAUGGACCUCGCCCGGUGGCAGUUCUACCACCCCACCUCUCGCCGUGUUCUGUCCUCCCAGGACGUCACGUUUGACGAGUCGGUCCCCUACUACCGAAUCCACCCCUACCGCACUCCGUCCCUCCCCCCGCCGCCGCUCUUCCUCGUCCCAGACGCAGUCGAGCCUGUCGAGGUCACUGGUGACUCUGGUGCUGCUGAGGGUGCUGAGCCUGGGGGUGCUGACUCUGUGGGUGCUGAGCAUGGGGGUGCUGAGUCUGGGGGUGCUGAGCCUGGGGGUGCUGGGUCUGGGGGUGCUGAGCCUGGGGGUGCUACGCCUGGGGGUGCUGAGCCUGGGGGUGCUACGCCUGGAGGUGCUGAGCCUGGGGGUGCGGAGCCACGGGGUGCUGAGCCUGGAGGUGCUGAGCCUGGGGGUGCGGAGCCUGGGGGUGCGGAGCCUGGGGGUGUUGAGCCUGGAGGUGCUGCGCCUGGGGGUGCGGAGCCUGUGGGAGCUGCUCCUGCUGGUGCUGUGUCUGGCGGUCCUCCAGGCGGGCUGCUGGAGCUGGAGGUUCUUCGCCUGCUGAGGGUACUGGUGCCGAAGAUCCCGGAGGUGCUCGUACUGGGAGUACUGGAGCUGCUGGGCCAGCGGGUACUUCUGGAGCUGGAGUUGCUGAGGGCGUUGUCGCUGAGGCUAGUGCUGUCGGUGCUGGAGGUGCUGCUGGUGCUGCUGGAGGUACUGGAGCUGGAGGUGCUGCUGGCGCUGGUGUUGCCGCUGGGAGUACUGGUUCAGUCCCUGCUGUGA